CAAAAUACCUACAAGCAGUACUUUCGUGCCCUUUGCAUCGGUCAUUUCCAUCUUCGUCGUUUUAGCAUCUGCCUUUUCUCUGCCAUUGACUUUGAUUCUUGCCCUGCGUUUAUUGUAUCACCAUGUGAAUGCUUUUCCGAUAUCUCUAGAAAGGCUGUUCAUUUCUUCCAAGUUCCAGAAAGCGCAUUUUGAUUGAAGAUCCGCUAGUUCGCGAUAGCAACACCAAGAACCGAGGCGGGAAGGAAAAAAAGAAGCUACUAUAGCCCGAGAAGCUAUCUCUCUACCUUUUCCACAUACAUACUGCUUAUAACAACGACAACAACCCGGCGAUAGGAGGGAGAGAAAGACGCGCGCGCUGCCACAACAGCAGCCAAAGCCUCUCCUCCAAAAUGGCGCUCUCCAUCCAGCGCUUCCUGCCCUUCGCGGCCUCGACGACUCCCACGCAGGCCGCCACGUACCUGCUGGGCAUCUCGCUCUUCUCCAUCUCGUUCCUCGUCUUCCUCAACAGCUCCGUCUCCUUCGUCAUCACCGACCUGAUCGGCCAGAAGAACGGCGUGGGCGACGUCGUCGGCACGCUGGGCUUCGCCGACGAGAUCGUCGCCCUGGUGGCGUGUCCUGCCUGGGGCCUCAUGUCGGACCGCCUGGGCGUGCGGUGGGUGGCCGUCAUUGGGUACACGAUUGUCGCUGUGUCGCUGGCGGUCUUUGUGCAGGCGAGGAAUGUGUAUCCGCAGCUGCUGCUGGCGCGGAUCCUGUUUGCGGUGGGAGCAUCGGCUACGGCUACCAUGGUCACUGCCAUCCUCCCUUCGUUGACAAACGAAGAGGAAGACAUUCGUAACAGCGCUCUUGAGCGAGCCAAGGCCGCUCGCGCCCGCCGUCGCAGUCGCAGCUCGUUUGCGCGCUUGAGCGCCGCCUUUUCCGUCGAUUCUGAAGUCACCAUUACGCCAGAGGCCUAUUCGCGAUCGCUGCCCACCGGCGAGGGAGCAUCAUCCUCAGACGCGCAAGGCCGGUCGGGAAAAUCAUCUGUGCUGGCGGGUUACGUCGGUCUUUUCACUGGGUGCGGCGCGCUGCUGGCGCUGUCGUGCUUUUUGCCCCUGCCGGCUAGGUUUGGAGAGAUUGACGAGGUGACUCCCGGCGAAGCUGUGACUUAUAGCUUCUAUGUUGUCGGCGCCAUUGCCCUGCUCGUUGGCAUCUUUGUCUUCUUUGGGCUGCGCAAUCUCCAAGGAGAGGAAGGCAAGGGAUGGCGAUUGCUGUUCGGGCUCAAGAGUCAGGAUGAAUCUACCGGCGCAGGUUACUCUGGCAGAUCUCAAAACAAGGUCAUCCCGUACCUGCAUCUCAUGAAGGACUCAGUGCUCCUUGGCUUCACUGACUCCCGGAUCGCGCUUGGCUACCUCGGUGGCUUCGUCGCUAGAGCUUCCACGGUUGCCAUCUCGCUCUUCGUCCCGCUCUACAUCAACACCUUUUUCAUUGGCAACGGAUUUUGCCAAGGUUCGCCAAACGACCCUUCUCCAGAGCUGAAGAAGGAAUGUCGCCAGGCAUAUGUCCUCUCUUCCAUUCUGACCGGCGUGGCGCAGCUUAUGGGCUUGAUCUGUGCUCCCAUCUUUGGCUAUCUGUCUCGCCAUCCGGGCAGAGUCAACUAUCCCGUCGUCGUGGCCACCGUCAUGGGAAUUGUGGGCUACAUUGUGUUCCCACAGCUUUCAAGCCCAGAGAUCAAGGACGUUGAUGGCCGAGGCGGCACCCCUUACAUCUUCGUCAUCGUAACCCUCAUUGGCAUUAGCCAAAUCGGAUCCAUCGUCUGCAGCCUGGGCUCCCUCGGCAAGGGCGUUCUCGCCGUCGAGAUUCCGCGCGCUGCCCGCCGCCCACACGCCAUCGCCCCUGAUGCGGACGAAUCUGCCGAGACGGAGCCCCUGAUCCGUAUUGUCACGGAAGAGGAGUUCGUAUCGCGGCUGCGCCUCAAGGGCUCCAUUGCGGGCGUGUACUCGCUUUGCGGCGGCGCAGCAAUCCUGAUUCUAACUAAACUAGGUGGCUACCUGUUCGAUACGGUGUCUAGUGGCACGCCGUUUUAUAUGAUGGCUGGAUUUAACGGUGUUUUGCUUCUUGCGACGCUGCUGGUUGAUGCGUCGCAGACGUUUUCGAGGAAUAAUUAGCAAACUAAUUGGUUGAUUGCAAUUAGGGGGCUGAUUGAUAAAGAAGGAGAUGGAUGGGAAGCAAGCACGAAAGAAAGAAAGAAGGAAAGAAGUGAGUUUUGUUUCCGUGAUAUAAAGCAAAAACAGAACGAUACAGCGUUUGUGAUUCUCUUUGAUGGAUACCAUUUUGAUUAUUUUCGAUAUACCUUUUUUUUUUCUGAGUGCCCCCCUCCUUUUUGCAUGAGAAUUUCCUGUGUCCCUUUAUUUUUUCCAUUUUUCUACUGAUUUUGCUCUCACGUUGUGUAUAUAUGAAAGUAGCGUUUCGUUUGUCUUGAUGAAGCAAGAUUGAAUACAACAAAAAUUGACAGAUUAUUAUUUGCU
Messenger RNA from Trichoderma asperellum CBS 433.97, 2504 nucleotides. RefSeq lists its product as uncharacterized. The record is from RefSeq and is a predicted model, not a curated record. Gene Ontology annotation, biological process: transmembrane transport. Gene Ontology annotation, molecular function: transmembrane transporter activity. NCBI's taxonomy places the organism in Eukaryota, Fungi, Ascomycota, Sordariomycetes, Hypocreales, Hypocreaceae.